Molecule: messenger RNA, 540 nt
Organism: Rotaria sordida
Lineage: Eukaryota; Metazoa; Rotifera; Eurotatoria; Philodinida; Philodinidae
Source: the annotation of a GenBank genome assembly
AUGUUUGCUUCGCCAGCUUCACCUUCAAAUACACAAACAAAAAUUUUAUUGAUAAAUCCAAAUAGUUCAUCCUCUAUGACAUCCACUGCAAUGAAAGCUCUCAUCGGCUUAGAAAAUUUUUCUUCCAAUCAAGUGGAUCAAUUCACUGCUUCCUCAGUUGCACCCUCUGAAAUUACAUCGUUUACAACUGAAGUUAUAUCCGCUGCUGCAUGUAUUCACAAUCUCAUUCCUCUUCUUGAACAAUAUGAUGGUUUCCUUGUUGCAUGUUUUUCUGAACAUCCUCUCGUUGAAAUGUUGCGCGAACAUACCGAUAAACCGGUAGUGGGUAUAAUGGAAGCUAGUCUUGUGCAUGCAACUUUCUUAGGACAUCGAUUUGGAAUUUUGACAACGAAUAAAGAAUGGGAACCAUUGCUUGCUAAAAGCAUUCAUCAUUUGGCACUUGAUCAUCGAUGUGGAGGAAUUAAAGCAACAAAUAUAUCUCCUGCUAGUUUGGAAUGCGUUGGACAAGAUAUUAAUGUUCCAAAACCAACUGAAAAUUAG